AACGAAAAUUGUUUUUAAUUUACUGGAGGUUAUUACGUCUGUGGCAGCUCCGAUCGGCUUUAAAAGGGAUUGGAAUCUUAUUAUUUUCGCCGCCUAAUGAGGUUUAAAAACCGAAGAACAGAAACCGCAUUCUUAGGAAUUCAAAAUUUGUAAUACCUUUUGAUGCAAGGCUUAAUAUAUUCUUACCGGGAGGGUUAGGAUCAACCUCUCAAUCAAGUGACAAAGAAAAUAAAAAUUCUCCUGAAGAAUGGCCUGGAUUUAAAACAAAACACUCUGGAGAGCUACUUGAAAAAGUAGUGCCUCUUCUUAUAAUGGAACUCCAUCGCCUUGAACCCUAUUUUGAAGGUUCUGCUGGGUUUCCUAAAAUCCAGGUGCUUAAUAUGCCUAAUGUGAAACUGCGUCAAGUUGAAUUACUUGGAAUUAUAAGAAAAAUUACUUCCAGAAGCAGACUUGAUCUGACGAUUGACGAUGGCACUGGAAAGAUUCAAGUAUUAUUACAAUUUUCGCAAAUGGGUGAAAUGAAGGAGGAACGGAAACUCAUAGACGCGAAAUUCCAGAGAUUCGAAAAAAUCGCUGUGUUACAAAAACGCGGCCUAGAACACAUGCAAGAUUUGGAGAGAAGGUGGAGGCAGGAAACUAAAAAUGGAACCCUUGGCAUGAGUUUUAAAGUUUUCGAACAUGUCCAUGUUAUUGGCACUAUUCACGUGGACUUUGGAAACCACAAUUUAAACAAAAGGAGUCUUUGUCUCGAUACUGCUAAAUUUGUAAAACCUGUAAUCCACGCUAAAAGGAUUUAUCAUCUAAGCGAGGAGGAAUACAACGAAAAACUACAAAGUUGGAUUUCAGGAGUCGUCAGGGAAAGAUAUCAAAAACUUUAAACUUACGGACGCUAUCGUGUACACAAUCGGACCAAUUCAUCAGUAACAUGCUUCAGUUCACUCCGCCAUUUUCUAACUUUUUCAAGCUUUUU
Molecule: messenger RNA, 970 nt
Organism: Belonocnema kinseyi
Lineage: Eukaryota; Metazoa; Arthropoda; Insecta; Hymenoptera; Cynipidae
Exons: 6
Coding region: 312-878 (188 amino acids)
Source: RefSeq, a predicted model, not a curated record